Molecule: messenger RNA, 651 nt
Organism: Schistosoma curassoni
Lineage: Eukaryota; Metazoa; Platyhelminthes; Trematoda; Strigeidida; Schistosomatidae
Source: the annotation of a GenBank genome assembly
AUGUCUCUCGUUGUUGUCGAUGAUGAAAUCGAACUCCGAAGGUUGAUAAAAGAUGAGCGAAAACUAGUGGUUUUCUUCUCGUCCCCUAAUGUGCCUCAAUGCGAUCAGGUACAUAAUGCCCUAAAAACACUUAAGGAAGAUACAGUGAAUUCGGAAAUUUUGUUCGUCCAUGUGGAUGCGGAGGCCGUUUCUGAGGUUUCAAAACAACUGAAAAUAAUUUCUGUUCCUACAGUUUUAUUCUUUCAGUCAAGUGAGGAAAUCAAUCGCGUUCAUGGUGCAUCUAUUCCUGAUGUUACAAAAUCUGUCAUGAAUUUGCAAUCAGCUCCCGCUAAUGGUUCAUCCAAUGAUCUUUCAUCACGUCUUCACUCUUUAAUUAAUAAGGCACCUGUCAUGCUUUUUAUGAAGGGUAGCCCCGAAGAACCCCGAUGUGGAUUUAGCCGCCAGAUCGUCAGUAUUUUGCGUUCUAAUAAUGCUAAGUUUGAAACAUUUGACAUCUUACAAGAUGAAGUGGUUCGACAAGGUUUGAAGUCCUAUUCCAAUUGGCCAACUUACCCACAAUUAUACGUGAAGGGCGAGUUAGUGGGUGGCGUGGAUAUCGUACGAGAGUUAGCCGAUUCAGGAGAGUUAGCACAAAUGUUGAUAGUUCCGUGA